Nestor notabilis (Kea) is the source of this 183-nucleotide messenger RNA. Its product is annotated as AP-1 complex subunit sigma-1A. Gene Ontology annotation, biological process: protein transport; vesicle-mediated transport. Gene Ontology annotation, cellular component: intracellular membrane-bounded organelle. The transcript has a single exon. Bases 1 to 183 code for a protein of 60 amino acids. Lineage: Eukaryota; Metazoa; Chordata; Aves; Psittaciformes; Psittacidae. The record is from RefSeq and is a predicted model, not a curated record.
AUGCGGUUCAUGCUGCUGUUCAGCCGGCAGGGGAAGCUGCGCCUGCAGAAGUGGUACUUGGCCACCGCCGACCGCGACAAGAAGAAGAUGGUUCGGGAGCUGAUGCAGGUGGUGCUGGCCCGCAAGCCCAAGAUGUGCAGCUUCCUCGAGUGGAGGGACCUCAAGGUCGUCUACAAGAGGUGA